AUGGCGAUGGCGGAGCUGUUCGGGGGUGUGGAGGGCGGGGGCACCCACUCGACGGCGGUGCUGGUGUCCGGAGAUGGGCAAAUCCUGGCCGAGACCGAGGGACCCUGCACCAACCACUGGCUGAUCGGCUCCGAGCUGUGCCUGCAGAGGAUCGAGCGCAUGGUCAGCGAGGCCAAGAGCAAAGCGGGCGCCGACCCCGACGUGCCCCUGCGCUCCCUGGGUCUGUCGCUGAGCGGCGCUGACAGUCCCGAGGCCGUGGCCGCGCUGUCCCGGGAGCUCCGGCGCCGUUUCCCGGGGCUGAGCCAGAGCGUGAGCGUCAACAGCGACAGCCGGGGAGCCAUGGCCACCGCCAGCGACAACGGUGGCCUCGUGCUGAUCUCGGGCACCGGCUCCAGCUGCAAACUCAUCAACCCCGACGGCUCCGAGAGCGCCUGCGGGGGCUGGGGACACCUGAUGGGGGACGAGGGCUCCGCGUACUGGAUCGCCCACCAGGCCCUCAAGGCUGUCUUUGACUCCCUGGACAAUCUGCAGGCGCCGCCCCACGACAUCGGCUACGCCCGCCAGGCCAUGCUCGACUACUUCCAGAUCUCGGACAGGAUGGGGCUCCUGGCCCACCUGUACGGCUCCUUCGAGAAGGCCAAGUUUGCGGGGUUCUGUCAGAAACUGGCCCAGGGUGCCCAGCUCGGUGACCCCCUGUGCUGCCACAUCUUCACCAAGGCCGGCGAGGUUCUGGCGCGCCACGUGGUGGCCGUGCUGCCCAAAAUCCACCAGAGCCUGUUCGUGGGCGAGCUGGGGCUGCCCAUCCUGUGCGUGGGCUCGGUGUGGAAGAGCUGGGAUCACCUGCGGGCAGGGUUCGUCCAGGUGCUGGAGCAGGCCCGGGCCCAGGUUCCGGGCCGGCUUUUCUCCAGGUUCAGCCUCCUGAAGCUGAAGCGCUCCUCAGCGCUGGGGGGAGCGCGCCUGGGAGCCAGGAACGUGGGAAUGGCGCUGCCGCUGGAUCACACCGGGAAUGUCGAGGUGUUCUACACGCACGUGUUCUGAGCCAAAACAAAACUGAGGGAGGGGAGCCCCCAAAAAACGGCGGGAGAACCCCAAAAAAAACUGUGGGGAGCGCCCGCGAGAGGGGGUUUGUGGUUCGGCAAUAAAACGGUUACACUG
Messenger RNA from Sturnus vulgaris (Common starling), 1155 nucleotides. It is a transcript of the gene NAGK, whose product is annotated as N-acetylglucosamine kinase. Gene Ontology annotation, molecular function: N-acetylglucosamine kinase activity. NCBI's taxonomy places the organism in Eukaryota, Metazoa, Chordata, Aves, Passeriformes, Sturnidae. The record is from RefSeq and is a predicted model, not a curated record.